AUGUACAUACAAAUUCCUUUUCUUCUAGGUUGUUACUCCUCUAUUUGUGUGCUUUUGUAUGUGAUCUUGGGUAUCUAUUCUGGUGUGAAGAAAAGUAUCUUCAUUCAUCUUAAAUCCAAGUUGUUCAAGAAAAAUGGAGGGUUGUUGUUAGAGCAGCAUAUUGCUAAUUCACAUGGACCUGGAGUAGGAUGCACAAAGAUUUUCACUGCCGAGGAGCUUUUGAUGGAGAUCAGUACCGUAAUAGAAAAGGUGUUAGUGCAGGAGAACCAAAUCGAGUGUUUUAUCAAUGAUAUUAUCUCUCUUGCCCAUAUCAACCAUCAAAAUGUGAUCAAGUUCUUGGGUUGCUGUUUGGAGACUGAAGCUCCCACUCUGGUUUAUGAGUUCAACUCUAAUAAGACACUCUAUGAUUACAUUCAUGAACAAAAAAUUGGGGGAGUCACAAUGCCUCAUUGGGAUAUCCUUAUGGGGAUAGCAUCGGAUUCUGCACCAUAUCUUGCUCAUCUGCAUUCUUCAUCAAUCGUUCAUGGCAAUGCUAAGUCUUCCAACAUAUUAUUAACCGACCACUUGGCCAUAGUUGCUUGUUUUGGACUUCCAAAAUUAGUCCCAAAUAAGUACAUUGGUGCAGAGGACACUCAGUUAUCUAGACCCAGAGUAUCUGGUUACAGGGAAACUAGCAUAUAA
Molecule: messenger RNA, 681 nt
Organism: Argentina anserina (silverweed cinquefoil)
Lineage: Eukaryota; Viridiplantae; Streptophyta; Magnoliopsida; Rosales; Rosaceae
Product: wall-associated receptor kinase-like 10
Exons: 2
Coding region: 1-681 (226 amino acids)
Biological process (GO): cell surface receptor signaling pathway; protein phosphorylation
Cellular component (GO): plasma membrane
Molecular function (GO): protein serine/threonine kinase activity; ATP binding
Source: RefSeq, a predicted model, not a curated record